GAUUUGCAGAAUGAAGAGAUAACGAAUAUUAUGCAUGCUAUUCAUGAUUAUCUCCAAAAUUCUCCUCUUGUACAAAGACCCUUGGUUGCCACACUGUUGUUGAACAUAGAUUUGCUGAUAGAUCCUCAAAAAUAUGGCUUAUACAGACAGCAGGCUGUUGAUGCCAUUACAGAAGCACUGGAUAGCAGCUUAAUCAAUGAGGGGGUUCAAGAAAAAUGUUGCAAAGCGCUACUUAUCCUUGGAGGACGUUUUUCUUUGUCUGGGAAGUUAUUGACAGAGGACUGGAUUCUGAAGGUAGCUGGGUUCAAAGAUGGCAGUCACGCAAAUUCUAUCGUAAAAGAAGCGGAUUUAGAUAUUGGUGACAGUACUCUAUCAGUAAGUUUCAUCUCUAAGUUCCAUUCACCAUUAUUUCUCCUUUGUUCCAUUAUAUUCAUAUGGGACUGGUGUAAUUGUCCAUUCUUCUAUAAUAACCAGGAAGAUGAAGAACAAGCCAUUGCGAAGUGGUUGCGGAAUUUGUCGGUGUUACUAGUUGGAAGCGGCAACAAGUCAUUUUUAGAGGCUAUUUCUAACUGUUUAGCCAUGGGAAACAGGGAUUUGGUGACUGCCUGCCUAGCAACUGUAGCGUGGUUGACCAGUAUAUUACCGUCGCCAACUGAUGAUACCGAGUUGCAGCAGACCUUAUGCACUCUUAUCUCCCAGCUCAAACAAAGCCUUGAAAGUGGUGCACAAGUUCAACAUAAGAUUAUUGCUUCGAUGUCUUUGCUGAACUUAAGUAAAAUUGCAGAAUACAGGGUCAUGCUAAUGACAAUUGCAGAAGAGAUGGUGGGUCCUCUAAGAAGCCUUGCUGAUGUAACAUGGACAGCAAAGGAGCUAUAUGGCAUAAUUUCUUCUACUACAGACCUCUAAAUUUCAGGAAGAAGAUGAUGCUCUGUUGCUUCACAGUUUUAAAGUUUUGAAUAUAUUUAUAUUUGCUAAAUGUCAUAUACUGCUGUAAA
Messenger RNA from Hibiscus syriacus, 995 nucleotides. RefSeq names its product putative E3 ubiquitin-protein ligase LIN-1. The coding region runs from base 31 to 906 and encodes 291 amino acids. The transcript is spliced from 3 exons. Lineage: Eukaryota; Viridiplantae; Streptophyta; Magnoliopsida; Malvales; Malvaceae. The record is from RefSeq and is a predicted model, not a curated record.